AGAAAUGCUUUUACAAAUUCAAUUGCGCUUCAGAGUUCGUCCAAAGCGGUUGUGGGGCUCUCGCGAUUUCGGUUAAAACCACUAGCAGCAGCAGUGAAAACGUCAACGAGAACCGUUAAUACAAGCAUUCGGCCAAGUGCGCGAUCCGCAACAAGACACGGCCCCGCCAGAAAGUCAAAGAAAUCAGAAAAAGAAAAAACCAGAACGAAAGCCAAGUGCAUAGAAAGUUUUUGUGGUUCUAAGUGGAACAAACAAAGUGAUUAAUUUGUGGAUUAAUUUCGAUUUUUGGAAUGCAAAUAUCAGUGGAACUAUCAUUAAGCAUCUGCCACCGGAACAAUACAAAAGAAAAGAAUAACUGAAAAGUGAGAUAAAAAUAUUUUCGAAACAUUAUGUCGAUUGUGUGCACGCUGGAGCAAAAAGUGAACUUUUUCAAAGCGGCUGCAACAACCAAGAAUCUGCUGAUUCUGAAGAACAGCAACAAUUUGGAUACCCCCUACAAGCAGAAUAAUACCACGAACAGCCACAAGGAUUCCCAGCAAUUUGCACGCACACAGCAACUCAAUUCGCAACAGCAACAGCAUCUGCACCAGAAACUAGUGCAGUUGCAACACUAUAGCCAGCACAAGCUGAGUGGCAGCAGCGGGGACUACCCGUACGCCCCACACCACCACCAUCCCCUAGCUCUAGCAGCGGGCGGAGCACACCUGACGCCCCUGAGGGAUCCAGGAAAGCAGCUCUACAAGGACGCUGCAAUGCCCGAAGUGCUCAGCGGCACCCCCACCAAUAGCCACAACAAAGCCAUCUCCAGCUCGAUCUCCAUGAUGAACAACGUCCGCAUGACGAACAUCUCCCCGACGCUGUCGAUGAACGGCAGCUCCAACGAGGCCACAAAUUUGCAUCCCCUGUCCAUGUACGGAGGAUCCAUCAGUCCACAGUCCAAUGACAGCGGCAUGUCCGACAGUCUAGGCAAAUUUUCCCAAGGCAACGGCUACGGCGACAACAUGAUGGGCAAGAACUCACCGAACGGCAACGGGCCGCAGUCGGCCAUGACGGCCGCCCAGAAAGAGCUCUUCUCGCAGCGCAAGCAGCGGGAAUUCACGCCGGACAACAAAAAAGACGAGAGCUACUGGGACCGCAGGCGGCGCAACAACGAGGCGGCCAAACGGAGCCGGGAGAAGCGUCGCUACAAUGACAUGGUGCUCGAGCAGCGCGUCAUCGAGCUGACCAAGGAGAACCACGUGCUGAAGGCCCAGCUGGAUGCCAUACGCGACAAAUUCAACAUCUCUGGCGAGAAUCUGGUGAGCGUGGAGAAGAUCCUCGCCUCGCUGCCCACCAGCGAGCAGGUCCUGAGCAACACAAAGCGCGCCAAGAUGAGCGGCGGCGGCUCCUCGUCCUCUUCGUCGCCAAACGAUGACGGUGGCUCCUCGCCCAGCGGACACUCCCACAGUGGCUACAACGGACAAAAUGCUCCACUGACACCUCUCAUAUACGGCCCCAAUGGCAAUGGCCGUCAGUCCUCUGUAGAGCCGCCUGUCAAGAGCGUCCAUCAUGUUCAGCAUGCGCCUCCACCACCGCCGCCAUCACACCUGCAGACGCUGGUCGUGCCCCAACCCCAACACCAGCCCCAGCAUCUCUACCAGCCACAGCAGCCGCAGCAGCAGCAGCAGCAGCAACAGCAACAACAGCAGGAGCCCACACCCAGUGCCGACUGCAGCUCACCGCCCAUCGACUCGCUCAACCGCCCGCCCACCAACACAAUCGCCAGCCUGCAAGUGCAGCUCCAGCAGGCGCUCAAUCGCAAUGUGCGGCCCGAGGAUCUGGACAGUCUCCGCAAGGCGGUGGCUGUCGGAGCCCUCUAUAAUGCCGCUGCCGUGGGAGCACAGGGUCCUCCCCCACCCGGUGCUUCGCUGUAUGUGCCCGCACCGGGUCCGUAUGUGGCCGCCAUUAACAAGGAGCACCUGGAAGCCGCCGCGUGGAGCCACAGCGUGGAGGGAGCCGUCAGCAGCAGCGCCGUAGAUGCGGUCAGCAGCUCCUCUGUUGCCGUUUCAGCCGCAGCCAGCGUGCUGAACCUGUCGCGACGAGCCUGCUCUCCCAGCUACGAGCACAUGCUCUCCUCCACCACAUCCUCAACAUCUUCCCCCGCCUCUUCAGCCCUCUCGUCCGGCUCUUCGGGUGCCGGCUCCGGCGACGACGAUCAGGAGCUCGAGCCGCACGUCCAUGGCACCCAUCUGGCACCCCUGCAGCUGCAGCGCAACAGUCCGCCCCAUGGCGUUGGCAACAGCGAUGCCAACAACUGUCUGCCCCUCAAGCUGCGCCACAAAUCUCACUUGGGCGACAAGGAUGCGGCGGCCACAGCUCUGCUCUCCCUGCAGCACAUCAAGCAAGAGCCCAACUGCAGCCGAGCCUCGCCGCCAGCCUGGAACGAUGCUGGCGACAACUCCAGCGACGAACGCGACUCUGGAAUCUCCAUCGCCAGUGCGGAGUGGACGGCGCAAUUCCAGCGCAAGCUGCUGGUCCCCAAGGAGGGGGCCGCCGGCGCUGUCGUAUCGACGGCCGAACGCGAUCAAAUGCUGAAGACGCAGCUGGAGCGCCUCGAGUCUGAGGUGGCCAGCAUCAAGAGCAUGAUGACACUCGCAGAGUAGGCACGGGAGCAAGAGCAGUAUCAGGAUCAGGAGAAAAGAAAGCAAGGCAGAGGAGAGAGAGCGAAGAGACAGAGACUCUGGUUGAAUCAGAGUCGAGGUUAAGUUUUGCGGAGCGCUUAGAGUAGAGCGGAUACGAAGCGAGAGGAGAGGAGAGAGUUCCAUGGCGCCAGUUGUUCUCCUGACACACACAUACCGAAUCACACACAAUUUUUGAGUACGAUUAUAUAUAGAGUACCUCCAGAGCUACAUAUAAGGAAUGGAAUGUUUAACCUGAGUCCAGGGAGUGUCCAGAGUGUUGACUAUUAGAAGAGUUUAUAUCUAUCGAAAGAUGUAUUUUUAUCUCCAUUCUAUCUCUAUCUCUGUUUGUAUCUGUAACUUUAAAUGUAUCUGUGUUUGUUCUGUAAUCGUGUACUCAAAGCGUAUCUAUUUAUAUGUAUCUGUGCGUUAAAACUAUAUAGAUCUCGUCUAAGUCGGAGCUAAACGAUGAAUCCCUAAGAUCAACAAGAAUUUCUUUCUUUCAACGUAUACGCUAUAUAGGAGAUUGGUGACCAACGCGAGUCGGGGUCACCAAAACACGUUUAUGUGUCCCAAAAAGUUUCCUUAUGCACAGAUUGAAGAUUGAAGAUAUAUAUUUUGUAGGCAAACAAACGUUGCUAAGUAUUUUGCUAUUGUACAUAUUACACAAUUAUGCUAUAUGCUGUAUUCCUACGAUAUCGUGUACAUAAUUUUAGUUGCAAGCUAAGCUUAUUUUAUUUUAUUUUAUACUAUAUUAUAUUUAAUUGCGUAGUGAAGCAAAAAACAUAUACAUUAACCUUUAAGAGAGAAACGCGUGAAGCACAUUCAAAACUUGAGAGAUGCAAGAAAUCUGAAAAGAAUUCGUAAUAUAUUCGACUAUAUUCAGCAAUAAAUAAUUUUAAAAAUGUCUCCCUACCCAAAA
This is a messenger RNA of Drosophila miranda, 3579 nucleotides long. It is a transcript of the gene vri, whose product is annotated as myb-like protein I. Gene Ontology annotation, molecular function: DNA binding; DNA-binding transcription factor activity. NCBI's taxonomy places the organism in Eukaryota, Metazoa, Arthropoda, Insecta, Diptera, Drosophilidae. Bases 390 to 2642 code for a protein of 750 amino acids. The transcript has 3 exons. Gene Ontology annotation, cellular component: nucleus. The record is from RefSeq and is a predicted model, not a curated record. Gene Ontology annotation, biological process: regulation of DNA-templated transcription; circadian rhythm.